AUGACAUGCUCUAAUCUUUUCAUCUACAUGCUUUUAAUUUGUCUAUCUUUCACUUUUAAUAGGACACUAGCAUUGCUCCCUCAUCAACACCCUGACCCUGAAGCCAUUGUUCUACAACUACAAAGGAAAAUAAAUGCUUCAAUCACCUCUAGAAGAAGAUUACUUGAAACACAGCCAAUAUUCACUCGAUCAAAAGACCAAAUUCCUUGUCAGACAGGAAACCCGAUUGACGAUUGCUGGAGAUGUGACCCAAACUGGGCCAAUGACCGUCAACGCCUUGCUGACUGUGCUAUCGGAUUUGGUCAGGGUGCAAUGGGUGGGAAAGGAGGCCAAAUAUACGUUGUCACAGACUCAUCUGAUGGUAAUCCAGAAAACCCAUCUCCAGGAACACUAAGACAUGCUGUCAUACAAUCUGAACCUCUAUGGAUCAUAUUUGCCAAUGACAUGCACAUUAAUCUGAAAAAUGAGCUCAUUGUGAGCAGCUCAAAAACCAUUGAUGGCCGUGGAGCUAUCGUGCAUGUGACCGGGAAAGGGUGCAUUGUGAUAGAGAAUGUGGGGAACAUCAUCAUUCAUGGCCUCUACAUCCACGACUGUGAACCAUCGGGAAAGGCUAAGAUACGGGUGAGUCCAACAGACGUUGUGGGCAGAGGCAAAUCAGACGGUGAUGGAUUGACGGUCAGGGGGGUAAGAAAUUUGUGGAUUGACCAUUGUUCUUUUGCCAGGUGUACCGACGGACUGGUGGAUAUCACGGAAGGAUCAACAGCCGUGACAGUUACCAAUUCAUAUUUUACAGAUCAUGAUAAGGUCAUGUUAUUGGGUCAUUCUGAUGACUACUUGGCAGAUGCCGGCAUGCAGGUGACUGUAGCAUUCAAUCACUUUGGGAAAGGGCUUGUGGAGAGAAUGCCAAGAUGCCGGCAUGGAUAUUUCCAUGUCGUAAACAAUGACUAUACUGAAUGGCAGUUGUAUGCUAUUGGCGGAAGCGCUGCUCCCACCAUCAAUAGUCAGGGCAACAGAUUUGUUGCCAUGCCUAAUUCUCACAAAGAGGUGACAAAGCGAAUGGAGGCAAAGGAGGAUGAAUGGAAGGGGUGGAACUGGAGGACAGAAGGGGACUUAAUGGUCAAUGGUGCUUUCUUUGUGCCCUCGGGUGCAGAGUUUAGUGUUCAGUAUGCCAAGGCUUCCAGUGUUCCACCAAUGUCUGCCUAUCUCAUAAACCAACUAACUAUGCAUGCCGGUGUACUUGUAGGCCCUGCAAGCAAUGUAGGUGAAAAUCCUCCACCUGGUGACGGUCCUCCACUGAUUACUCCACCUCUAGAUGGUCAACCUAAUGGUGGUAACCCUAACUUUCCUCCAGGAACCAUACCACCUGAUGGUGGCGGCUAUGGCUACCCGCCGGGGACAAUACUGCCAGGUGUCAACACUUAUGGGACCAUGCCACCAGGUUGUUUUGCACAUGAAAACAUACCUGGUGGCGGUUGUAUUCCUGGGAACACACAAUAUGGUGAUCCUGGGAUGAAUCCUGGUGGGUACGGGUCAGGAUCACCACCACCUGGGGUGCUACAAGGUUGUGGACCUGGAAUAAUACCUUAUUGUGGUGGUCCCGGCAGCAGAAGAUUUUCAGGUGGAUCUGGAAGCAUUCAAACAUUGGCACAUUCUUCGAUAUCAAUCAACAUAUUUCUGUCCUCCCUAGUUGUAUUAUCAUUGCACACGCCCAUUCCUCCAGUGCUCUAUUUUCAUUAA
Molecule: messenger RNA, 1737 nt
Organism: Erigeron canadensis
Lineage: Eukaryota; Viridiplantae; Streptophyta; Magnoliopsida; Asterales; Asteraceae
Product: probable pectate lyase 18
Exons: 5
Coding region: 1-1737 (578 amino acids)
Molecular function (GO): pectate lyase activity
Source: RefSeq, a predicted model, not a curated record